Messenger RNA from Falco peregrinus (peregrine falcon), 5722 nucleotides. RefSeq names its product rubicon autophagy regulator (gene RUBCN). The coding region runs from base 104 to 3247 and encodes 1047 amino acids. The record is from RefSeq and is a predicted model, not a curated record. The transcript is spliced from 23 exons. NCBI's taxonomy places the organism in Eukaryota, Metazoa, Chordata, Aves, Falconiformes, Falconidae. Gene Ontology annotation, molecular function: phosphatidylinositol phosphate binding. Gene Ontology annotation, cellular component: late endosome; early endosome. Gene Ontology annotation, biological process: negative regulation of endocytosis; negative regulation of autophagosome maturation.
AGGUGCAGUUCGCGGCGGCGGGGCGGGGCGAGCGCUCACCCCCACGUGACGGCGGCGGGCGGUGGCUGCGGCGGCGGCGGGGCCGCGCGCGCGCGCGCCCGGGAUGGAGGCCGGGCCCCGUGAGGGGCGCGCGGAGAGCAGGAAGGAGCACUGGAAGCUGCUAGGCAACUUGAAGACCACAGUGGAAGGUUUGGUGUCCACGAGCAACCCGAAUGUCUGGUCCAAGUAUGGCGGCUUGGAACGGCUCUGCAGAGAUAUGCACAGCAUCCUCUACCACGGCCUCAUCCAUGACAAGGUGUGCUGCAGACAGAAGGAUUACUGGCAGUUUGUGAAGGACAUUCGCUGGCUGAGUCCCAGCUCUGCUCAUCACCUGGAGAAGUUCAUCAGCCUGCAGGAGAGUGGCCAGCCUGACCCAGAGGGCCCAGGGGAUCAGGCCAUCGCACAGCUGUGGCUACAGCACAGCCUGCAGUGCCACUGCCUGUCGGCACAGCUGAGACCGCUCCUGGGGAACCGGCAGUACAUCAGAAAAUUCUACACAGACACUGCCUUCCUGCUCAGUGACGCCCACGUCACGGCCAUGCUGCAGUGCCUGGAGGCUGUCGAGCAGAACAACCCCAGGCUUCUGGCUCAGAUCGACACCUCCAUGCUGGCCGGCACGUCACUGCCAUCCCUGUGCAUGUCAGGUCCUUCUGCUGGGACAAGAGAGAUGUGUGACCAUGACGCUGAAGGACAUGAGAGCCAUCUGCCUGGGGCGCUGGGCUGCCUGGAUCGUUUCAGUGAGAGCCUGCUUACCAGGAAGAGUGACUGUCCGCCUCCAGUGACCAAGAGUCAGAGCCUGACUGCCCUCCCCGCGCCCCCGUAUGUCCCUGCUGCAGGCUGCACACAGCAGUGCUGCUUUGGGUCCUUCUCCAGCCUCCACCACCCAGCCUCCUCUGGCCUCCCAGACAGGAGACCAGUGAGUUCUUCUGUCAGCUCCAGCAUCAGCCAGCCCCAGGAGCGCUGCCCGUCCACCCGGUCCUCCUCCUUCAGCGAGGGCAGGUCCCCUCUGGAGCAGCCUGGCUCUGUCACCCCCUUCCACAUCCCCUCACCCAAAGACCCCUUCUCUCCAGCCAGCGAGAUGAGCUCCAGCACCACCAGCCAGAGCGAGGACACUUGGACAGGGAGUCAGGAUGAUCCGCAGAGCGAUGUUAACGAUGGGCCGGAGUACCUGGCCAUCGGGAACUUGGGGCGCAGGGGCCGAGCGUGCAGCAACACCAGCACCAACAGCACCAAGAGCAGUAGCUCCAAACUCUUCUCCUCCAGCAGCUCCCAGAAGCUGGACUCGGUCUCAUCCCUGGGGGAGCAGGGGGCAAGUGGAGGUGGAAGCAGGGGCCUGAGCCUGUUUCGCCGGUCCAGCUUCUCAGAGGGACAGUCAUCAGCUCCGCAGGGCAUCCUCAAGAAGAGCCAUGUGCGCUCGCACUCCGACACCAACGUGGCUUCAGCAAAGUUGCAUGGAGGCCUCAGGGAUAUCACCAUUAUAAUAGAAGAUCCAGUGGCAGAGUCCCAUGACGAUCCAGGUGGAGGGAGAGGGCCAGUCUCUGCUUCCACCCAGAGCAGUGAACUGAGCACACGCAGCUCCCUUUACAUAGAGUACGACUCUGGACAGUACCUGAGCUCGGGGGAAGGGAUGUUCAGAAGACCCUCAGAAGGGCAGUCCCUCAUCAGCUACCUCUCUGAGCAGGACUUUGGCAGCUGUGCGGACCUGGAGAAGGAGAAUGCGCACUUCAGCAUCUCAGAGUCCCUGAUCGCUGCCAUUGAGCUGAUGAAAUGCAACAUGAUGAGCCGGCAGCUGGAGGAGGAGGAGGAAGACAGCGACAAGGAGAUCCAGGAGCUUAAACAAAAGAUUCGCAUUCGGCGUCAGCAGAUCCGCACGAGACACCUGUUUCCUACCUGCCAGGAGAUGGGCUCAGACAGUCUCAUGGCAACAGACAGCGGGUCCCAGUUCAGCUCCCACGGCUCCAUGCGGCUCUCUGACUCCGGCUCUACGGAGGAUGUGGAAGAGUACGAGAUCCGAGAUGGUAACGAUGGAUCUAACCUGAUUCAAAUGUCCAAGAACGGCCUCUCAGUGUCAAUGGCUUCCUUGUUCUCAGAUGCAGACAUCAAGAGGAAUCCAGACUCCAGCAGGAAGUCCUUUCUCUCCUCAGAGUCCAUAUCCCACUCUUUCCUCAAUUCCAACUCGGCAGAGGCUGUGGCCAUGGGCUUGCUGAAGCAGUUUGAGGGCAUGCAGCUCCCGGCUGCCUCUGAAUUGGAGUGGCUGGUCCCUGAGCACGACGCCCCACAGAAGCUCCUGCCCAUCCCUGACUCUCUGCCCAUCUCUCCCGACGAUGGAGAACACGCUGACAUUUACAAGCUGAGGAUUCGAGUGCGUGGAAACCUGGAGUGGGCCCCACCACGACCACAGAUUAUCUUCAAUGUUCACCCAGCCCCAACGAGGAAGGUGGCCAUGGCUAAGCAGAAUUACCGGUGUGCAGGCUGUGGCAUUCGAACUGAUCCUGAUUACAUCAAGCGACUGCGCUACUGUGAGUACCUGGGGAAGUAUUUUUGCCAGUGCUGCCACGAGAACGCACAGACGGUCAUCCCCAGCCGCAUCCUGCGCAAGUGGGACUUCAGCAAGUACUACGUGAGCAACUUCUCUAAAGACCUGCUGAGCAAGAUCUGGAGUGACCCGCUCUUCAAUGUGCAGGAUAUCAAUCCUGCCCUGUACCGGAAAGUGAAGUCUCUUAACCAAGUGUGGCUGCUGCGAAUCCAGCUUUUCCACAUGAAGAACAUGUUUAAGACGUGCCGGCUAGCUAAAGACCUCCUAGAUGCUUUCGAUGCAGUACCUGGCCACUUGACGGAGGAUUUGCACCUCUACUCGCUGAGCGACCUCAGUGCCACAAAGAAAGGGGACUUGGUGCCUCGACUGACGGAGCUCCUGAAGGCAGGCAGCCUGCACGUUGAGAAGUGCAUGCUGUGCCAAGCCAAGGGCUUCAUCUGCGAGUUCUGCCAGAAUGAGGGCGACAUCAUCUUCCCCUUUGAGCUCAACAAGUGCAAGACAUGUGAAGAGUGCAAAGCCUGCUACCACAAAUCCUGCUUCAAAUCCACGCGCUGUCCCCGUUGUGAGCGGCUUCAAGCCCGGAGAGAGCUGCUGGCCAAGCAGAGCAUGGAGUCUUACAUCUCAGACUACGAAGAUGAGCUGGAGCAGCCGGAGACGGUGGCAGCCACAUGAGCAAGUUGCAGUGGAGGAGCAGAUUGUGGGUUUAUUUACAUGCAUGGCCUUUGUCACCAGAAACUGAGCCACAUGGACUGGAGAUGAGGAGGACUAUCAGGAGGCCUGGAGCGCUGUCUUGAAGGGAUCUGCUUUUUCCCCAUGCGGUAGUGCUGGGCUGGGGAAGGGGUGUCUUCCAUCGCCCAGGUCUGCUCCAGGUACUACUCACGCUCUCCAAUGCCUUUGCUUGGGGAAAGGUGGCUGCUCCUGCCUGUCCUGCAGGCAAAACAGGAGCCUUUUCCAAGCAUUUGUUCAUGCUGGACCAGGCAGGGCUGUGCUGCCUGUCCCCAUGCCCUGCUUCCUGGCAGGGUCCCCUGUGGGGUCAGUACUUUCUGCUCAUCAGCUGUAUACUAGGAAGCUCUGCCCACAUCUGCUCCUUGGAGGGGGGAGUCAGCUCUCUGAGUCCUCCGAUCCCCUGUCCUGCUGCUGAGGGUUGUGUGCGUGGAAGGUGGGUGGGGGUUUGGGGUUGGUUGUGCAUUUAACAGCUCCUUUUCUCACAUCUGCCUUGGGACACUGCCAGAGAGCAGUUGCUCUCACUCCAGGAUCAAAGCAGAGGAGGUGGCAGUGGUGAAAAUGCCAGAUUUCUGCCUCACUUCUCCAUGCUGUCUGUGCUGAGCUGCUUUCCCUGCCCUCCACCCGCAGCCUGUGCUGCAGAGGCGCGUUGCCCCUGCUGCAGCCGCACAAGGACUGGUGUUGCUGGGGUUUUGGUGGAGGCAGAUCCCCACAGCUAGGGGAUGCAGUAAGCGAGGCUUCCAACCCUCUUCCUCCUUAUGCUGCCGGUCUGCCUUCCUGGGGGGCACAUGUGCUCCUCUGAGGGUGACAUGGGACCUCACUCCGGUGGCACCGCAACCUGACUUCUGUGCAGCUGCCUUCUGCCCAAGACCCGUUGGGAUGCGGGUGAAGAGCCAGCCCUCUGGCCACAUCCCCCGAGCCUCUGUCUGUUUGUUCUUUUAGGUUGGGUUUUUGUUUUUUAAUCUGCUGGAUUUGGUUUUAUUUUUUUUACGCAGUUGUUUGUAUUUUUAACUGUGUUCCCUCCCACCCCCAGGGAGGUGCUGCUUGAAAUGCCUCUUUAAGGGAUAUGCGGUCUGCUUGGGACUCACUGGUAUAAAACCCCCAGGGCUGUCCUGCUCCUGGCUGCUCACCCCUGGAUGGAGCUGGCAUUUGCAGGGUGUCUGCUCGCCCAGUGGAUCUCCCACUGGCCCUGGGAGAGGGGUCCCUGAGCCAGGCAAAGCCUCGCGGCAGGGUGGCCAGGCAGCCUGCUUGCAGUGGGGGUGUCUGGGCUAGAGGGGCUUGGCACUGGGGUGCUCCAAAGGGUUGAUCCCUUGCUGACGCAGAGCUGCCUGCCACAACCAACGGCUCUGCGGGUCGGACCCAGCGGUACCAGGUGAGCUCUGCGCUCUGCAGCUGGCAGUCAGCCAAGGAGGUGCCUCUGCAUCGCAGGGGGAUACUUUAGCCCAUGGCACAGGUGAGUGUCCUGCACCACUUUAGCAUGGGUGGGAUGUGGGGUGGCAGUGGGGUGUUUGGACAGACAGUGUGGCUUGUGUACGUGCAAGAAGUGUGUUGAGGGUCUGGGCAGCAAUACACUGGCAGAAGGCAUCUAGGGGCGCUGGCUCUUUCAGCACGUACCCUGGCUUGGGGCUGGGAUGUGACCCCUCGUAGGCUGUCCCUGGUGGGGUGGCAGGACUGGGGAGGGGGCCAGAGGCUGGGACCAGGAGAGGUGGCCGUGGGGCCCGGCUGGGGAGGGUGGCUGCAAGCCUCGCUGCUGGGGGCCAGGCUGCUGGCUGGCAGCAUCUCUCCCAUGUUUGCAGCAUCCUGACAAAGCCAGGUCUAGCCCAGGAAAGGGCGCUCAGCUCCCUACUUGCUCUCUUGGGGUUUUUUGCUGCCUCUUGUCCUGCUUCUGCUUAUUUUCCCCAGGGGAGCGGCUGUUCUGCUCACUCGCUGUCUCUGCAAGCCCUGGGGCUGCCAGACACCGCAGACACUCUCGUGCCUGUCCCCAACCCCAAGCCAAGCCCUCCUGCUGCUGCCCUGAGUUGGCACCCCCUUCCCUGGAGCCACCUCAGCAUCACACCUCCAUCCACCCUGUUUUGUUUGAAGCACUUUAAUGUCGUGGGACAGCAGCUUAGUGGCUGCCUGCAUCCCUUUCUAGAAGCACUGAGUACGUUUAGAGAAGAGGGAAGGGUUAUUUGUGGUUUCCACCCUCCGCCGUGGACUUUAUCUGGCAGCAGCAAGACUUGCAAACCUGGUGGAGGUCUCCAGGGCAGGGUUGUGCCCAGCAGUGCCACUGCUGCCCAGCACUGACCACUACGAGUGACACUGGAACUGGCCAAGGCGGUGAGCUCUUUGUAGGAGAACGAGGGGCUGCCCCGGCUGUCAGCUGGGGACUAUUGCACAGCAUAGCAACAAAAAUGCCGUCCCUAAUAAACUAAGUUAAUAAGG